GUCCGAUAUCCUUGAGAGCGGUCAUAUUAUAAAACUACCUUUACCUCUCGCACACACACACACACCCGACCGCAAGAUGGAGAUUCUAUCGUCGGUAGCGCGCCUUGGCAUUGGCUUCCCCUUGCGUGUGGCGUCCGACUUGUCUGUGAUCCCGUCCAUUGCCAUCAUGAAGCAGAACCAGCGCCACUUUGAAAUGUUCAUUGGCAUCUUCCACGUCGUCGUGUCAUGUUUGGCCAACGCCGCGGACGUUUACGAACGCACGACCGACGCCCCCCUGUUCCUCACGACGGACCAAUGGAACGGCAUGCUCGACGUGCUGUGGCUGUCGUUCUUGUACCUCUUGGUCGUGCAUUUGUUGUCCAUCAAGAACGAAAACGUCAACAUUGUGCUGCGCUACGCCGGGUUUUCCCUGGCGUGGAUCCUCAAACUUAAAGACGGCCCCGCGACCCACACGUACUCGUUGCUCAUGGUCCUCGCCGGCUUCUCUGCCGUCGUCCUGCGUCGAAACCUGUUUGCCGACAAGUACAUGCUCCCCCUCCGCAAACGCGAAAUGGCCACCAGCGUCGCCCUCGCCCUGUUUUGCACGACCAUCUUCUUGUACGCGUUUGACAUUCCCAUCGAUGGCGCGUACAUUCGUGCGGCGUUCUACUGCUGCCUCGGUGCAUUUUUCUACUUUGGGUGGAAGUGCGUGCCUGUUGGGGGCGACAACGGCACCUCCAAAAAAUGGGAUGACUGUGACGUCGUGUCGUCCGAGUUUAUUUGAGUUGUUAAGUUGUUGUAAAUUGUAAACGCAAGAAUGUAUGAUGGUCGUUCAUUCGUACGAA
Aphanomyces astaci is the source of this 824-nucleotide messenger RNA. RefSeq lists its product as hypothetical. The record is from RefSeq and is a predicted model, not a curated record. Gene Ontology annotation, cellular component: membrane. The transcript has a single exon. The coding region runs from base 77 to 763 and encodes 228 amino acids. NCBI's taxonomy places the organism in Eukaryota, Oomycota, Saprolegniomycetes, Saprolegniales, Verrucalvaceae.